Molecule: messenger RNA, 156 nt
Organism: Dovyalis caffra
Lineage: Eukaryota; Viridiplantae; Streptophyta; Magnoliopsida; Malpighiales; Salicaceae
Source: the annotation of a GenBank genome assembly
AUGGCUAUUAUGGAUGACCAUUUAGAGGAGGUAGGGCAGGAUAGUGGGACAGUUCGGCAUCUGGAAUUUCUGCCUAAACUGAGUCUUGCUUUGCCUUGCUUAAUGGAAGAGAUAAAAGAUUGUUUACAUAAGAUUCAAGCAAAAUACUCGGACUAG